AGAAAGAUACUGGUCAAGUCUCAAUCUGCCUUCUUUUGUCAUCCUUAAAUAAUCUCAAUAGUUUCUGAAUUUCAAAAAAGUACACAAAACACACCUAUUAUCACACGUACAAUAUAUAUAUACCAAGUGCAUUAAUACACUUGUGUGUGUAUAUGUAAUAUUGUUCCAAGUAGUGCUUUGACACCUAAUAAGACGAUCAAAUCUUUUUGGAGCUCUAAUUGAGGUAGAUAUGGGAGGAGCGGACUGGGGGCCGGUGGCGGUUGCGGUGGUGCUGUUCGUAGUGUUAUCGCCGGGGCUUCUGUUUCAGUUGCCGGCGAGGAGGAGAGUGUUGGAGUGCGGCAACAUGACCACAAGCGGGAUCUCAAUAUUGGUUCAUGCCAUUCUCUUCUUUGCUAUUAUCACGAUUUUGGUCAUCGCCAUUCAAAUUCACAUUCACAUCUAACAUCUUUAUUUUAAUCACCGGCUUAUGUUUGUAGUAUAAACCUAGCUUGGUAUAAUAUUGUUAUCUAUUCAUCUCUCAUGUGCUUGUUUUUCUUUUCAUUUUUAAGAUAAAAGUGUACAAGUUAGCUUGUGAAACUUUACUGAAGAAAAUCAAAAAUAGAGUAAGAGUAGUAUAAAAUACUUGAGAAUAAAUAAAUGUUUGGUUUGCCUCGUUAUCACUUCUUGAUGUUCCCACGAUCGAUCCCUUCAAGAGAAAAUAAUUAAAACGAAAGAUUGCAUUCGUAUCAGCAUUUAUGGCGGAUGAUUGCGAUUAUUAAUGCCUCCUGUAAAACGUGUUUUAUUCUGUUUCUUUUGAAAAUUCUUUCGUCGAAAUGAAUCAUUG
Molecule: messenger RNA, 823 nt
Organism: Arabidopsis thaliana (thale cress)
Lineage: Eukaryota; Viridiplantae; Streptophyta; Magnoliopsida; Brassicales; Brassicaceae
Product: transmembrane protein, putative (DUF 3339)
Exons: 1
Coding region: 230-442 (70 amino acids)
Source: RefSeq, marked reviewed